This is a messenger RNA of Lichtheimia ornata, 828 nucleotides long. RefSeq lists its product as uncharacterized. The transcript is spliced from 7 exons. Gene Ontology annotation, biological process: DNA repair. The coding region runs from base 1 to 828 and encodes 275 amino acids. The record is from RefSeq and is a predicted model, not a curated record. Gene Ontology annotation, cellular component: nucleus. NCBI's taxonomy places the organism in Eukaryota, Fungi, Mucoromycota, Mucoromycetes, Mucorales, Lichtheimiaceae.
AUGAGUCAAAGCCAAAGCCAAAGUCAAAGUCAAAGCCAAAAGCGUAAAUCGCGAGCGAUCCACGAUGACAGCGACGACGAUUACUCUGGGCCUGCGUCACAGCGUCCAAAGGCCGAGCAUACCAUCAACUGGGACAACGAGACUAUAGCUCGCAAAGUCAAGGACACAGUUCGAUAUGCUUUAGCGUGCGAGUACAGGCGACAACCUAUUCGACGUGAUGACAUUAACAAGAAAGUGCUUCAAGAACGGACACGUGAAUUCAAGCAAGUACAUGCAGCUGCUCAAAGGAAACUCAAGCAUCUAUUUGGAAUGGAAAUGGCUGAAAUGGGUCAAAGGGAAAAGCCAAACAUGAAAGACAAGGCCAAAGUUGAAAACGCCAAGCCAGUGACGACACGCAAUUACAUUCUUCGAAGCGUCCUUGACAACAAGUACAAUGAGCCUGAAUUGAUCAAACGGAAGAAUGAGGAUUAUGAAUCGAUGGGUAUCUUGUAUGUCAUCCUCGCACUGAUCUUCACCAAUGAACGGGCAAUGCAUGAUGUGAAUCUCAAGGAACAUUUGGAUCGUCUCAAUGUCCAUGAUGAAUGUCCCAAGUUUGGUGACCGAGAAAAGUUACUGGAUGGGUUUGUCAAGCAAGGAUAUCUGCAUCGGGCAAAGGUGGGCGAUGAAGCUCGUGGUAACAAUGACAACGUUUGGGAGUAUUAUUGGGGACCACGUGCACGAGCAGAGAUCAUGGAUAGCAACAUUGUGGAUUUCAUUACAUCGUUUUUCGGGGAAGAAAAUGUGGAUGUCGAGGACCUUUCAGCCAACAUUUUCAAAGCUUCAGGGUAA